Molecule: messenger RNA, 7761 nt
Organism: Spodoptera littoralis (African cotton leafworm)
Lineage: Eukaryota; Metazoa; Arthropoda; Insecta; Lepidoptera; Noctuidae
Source: the annotation of a GenBank genome assembly
AUGCAAAAGUUACAAGACAGUGUGUUUUCUAUAGUUAAGACGACAAAUUUGUCGCCUGCAGUGUUUAGUUUUUUGCAACCGACGGAGGAUUUCUCAGAUAAGACACCUCUUGGCGGGAUUUUGAAGGACACCAAGCAUGGCUGGCUGGCUUUGGGUCCGAAAUUCUGUGUGGUUGAUCUUAGAACCGGGUUGAAAGUAGCAGCGCGAACAUUUGGUGCUCCACAGAGCAAUAUCAACACAUUUGUAACUAGUGUAGUGGAGCUACCUAGACCAUUAACCUCAAACUCCGUACAGCUCAUUAUCAGCUUGCAAUGUGAUGAAGCUGGUAUGAUCUGUGUCCUCCAUGUCAAUGGCUCACAGAUACUUCGCUGCAUACAAACCGAAGUGGUUGUCACGGAGUUAGCGGUGUGGGAUAGAAUACCCGAUGGACCACUCACAUGUUUUGACGGAGUGGUCAUGGCUGGAACGAAGAGUGGAGAGAUAUUUGCUUUUGAUUUACAUAGAGCUGGUUUGAUGCAAGCAUUGAAAGACAUCUCGCAAGGUUACGAAAACUUAGUUCUGAAUGAAACAAAUCCAGCCAACCUGAGCUUCUUACAAUUCAGUGCAAUUCAUCGUAUUAGAGAACAAAGAGAAUUAGCAUUAGAAAACUGUGAUCACUUAGCUAUCCUACUGAAUGAAAACUCCUUAGUAGACGGCCAAUACAUAUUCCGUAACCCGGACGGUUCAGUACGCAUGAAGGCCAAGAGAGAUCAUAUUCGUGUGACCGUUCUACAGUACAUUCCGCAAUUGGGCAGUCUGGCAGUCGGUUACAACUUUGGAGCAUUCCAGAUUUGGAACAUUAUGACUUUGGAUUUGGAAUUUACAUCGCAAGUCAAUGUUGAAUGCUUGCCGGUUACACAUUUCGGAUUUCAGGAGCCCUGUGAUGAUCCUCGAGCAUUUUGCUACCUAUGGGUGGUAUUCUCAGUGAUAGACAGGUUUGAAGAAGAGGAGUUUCCACUGGCUGUGAUGUACUCCCUCACUUACCAAGGCAAGAGGAUGCUGUCUGACACUAAGUGUCUUUAUCAGGAAUUUUCCACUGCAACAAUAAGAUUUCAACUCGAGUUGAGUACAGUUGAUGAGUCUGCGUUACUUGGCGGGAAGUGUGUGUCUUGUCAUACUUAUUCUGUCAACUCUACACUUGCAGCUGAGGGCGAAGAGAGUAUGUUAAACAUUUGUCAGGUUGUGUGGGAGUGUUGGGGCGAGAAUGCCAACUCCUCAACUCAGUAUGGAAUGCUCCUGUUUGAUUUAGAUCAGUGGUACAAAGAUCAAAUGCCAGCGACGUGGCGCCUCGAGAGCACCGCGUUCAUGAGCGUGACGUGGUGCGGCGAGCUGACCGCGGCCGACUGCGUGACGCUGGACGUGCGGCUGGCGCCCGCCUCCGUGGCCGUCUACUCGCACGCCACACGGCUUGAAGAGCAUUUCUAUCCUAAUUCUUUGCAGUACAACUGUAUCUGCCUGAAUACGUCAGAAGCAUGCGUGCUGGGCACGGUGGGCAUCCAGCGCCAGAUCGUGGCGUCUUUGGACGAGGUGGGCCCCACCGCGCUACUCAACCCCACGCGCCUCUACAACGCAUGCGUCACUGCGGGCCUGACGCCUCUAUACGUGCACACGUACUCCACGAAUGUUAGCUUGGAGGAACAACGCCGAUAUCUGCUGUCAGUAUGCUUAGAAGGCCGACUGUCCCGCCUCCUGAAGCGCUGCGCCCACGACUGGGCCACCGGCACCCACGCGGGGGCUGGCUGCACGCUGCCCUUCCUAGUAGACUGGAGCUGGAAGCGAGCUAUAGAACUAAAGGAGAAUGCCAAAGAACUCACUGCUCCUUUGUUCUCGUCUUCUGCUUUGCCUGAUAGGAACGUAGUACGUUGCCUCGAGCACUGCGUACAACAACUGACACAGCUGACUGGUCUACUGGAUGCCGUGCUUACCAAGUGCUGCAAUCUUAUUAUACCUGAUGCGUUGAGUGAGAUAGAAGAGAAAUACAAAGGCAUAGGCACUGUAUCCCUAUACUUCCAAGUAGUACAAUGGUUUCUACGCGUCGGAUUGUUGCCUGAGCGACAUGACGCAUUCAACGCUCUACCUUAUCCUGCACCGCAGUUGUAUUCAAUCUAUAAUAAAAGGCGUCUGAAACUGAAUCGUUUGCAAGACAACGCGCCUACAGAUGAGAAUGAAGCUAACAAGCCUUGUUCUCUUUUAUACAUUGACCAGCUCAUUGAACAAGAGUUUGGUGGGGAGAGGACGCAUCAGUUAUGGAUAAAAGGCGGCAGUCAAUGCAACGGUCUCUACCCGCCUCCGUCUCUAUACUCUCUACUCCGUCUCUACUUACUGCCGGAUAUCGCGGAGGAACACAAACAUUCUCUAGUGCUAUAUCUACUUGUGGACUAUUCUAUGGUAUACGAUGAAGUUAGGUAUGAGGCUGUGAUCCGUAGACUAAUGCAGUUCCCCACAAUGUUUGGUCUCAGUAACACGGCUAUAAAGGCUACCCAGGCCUUCUGGCAUCUAGACCACAGGGACUUUGACUUCGCCCUCGACCAACUCCAAUGUCUAACAGGCAACACCCUCUCAGACUGGCAACACAACGUAGUACUAUCAACAUUGCUAGCACAGAAAAAGACUCAGGCGGCGCUUCAAUACCUUCAUGUCAGGAAGCCAGCACCAAUCCAAAACAUUCGCGAUAGAGAUGGAGAUAUAGCGACCUGCUCUAUUAGAGUCAACGACCAUGACAAAUUAGAAGAUUGGCAGUCUUGUUGCAAUCUUUACUUGGCAAGAGGUCUUGUGUUUGAAGCUCUCGAUGUGAUCAGAAUGUGUGUCAUGAAUGCGGGCUGUGUUGAAGAUAAAGUCACUGUUAUGCAGUAUUUUUUCAAAGGUUGUAGAAACACAGGGAACUUGUCGAAGAUACUGCAAGUGACGAUGUCGCCGUUCGAAGAGGAGAUGUUUGUGAAGUAUUUGGAGGAUUGCAACGAAGCUCAUACAUCUGAUAUACUUGUCAUGUAUCACUUGCAACAGUCGAGAUACCUGGAAGCCGAGCGGUACAACAACAAGCUGAAGCAGUGGCGCGCGCGCGAGGUGUCCCGGUCGGCCGAGUCCCUGCUGGAGCUGGCCGAGCGCGACAGUGCGCGCGACGCGCUCGUGCACGUCGCGCGCGCCGCGCUGCCCGCCAUCUCCGCCACCGUCGCGCACUACGCGCUCGACUCCGCCGACGUGGAGCCGCACGUGAUCGCACCAAAACCAAUGUCGGUAUUCGUAAAGGCGAAAUCACCGAAAAAUACGUUCACAUACAAAUCAUCGUUCAUACAGGAUACCAUAGAGAAUGCUAGCGAGACGUGGGUAAAUAAGCCUAAGAUGCGCAGGGGCAUUAAACGCGCGCUCAAUAUUGAAGAGACGCCUUUUAUUUGCACGCCGAAGUUGAAUAGGACUAGAAGCAUUUUAGCAACAGAACAGAAAGCCUCAGAAUCCACGCCUCCAAAGCGGGCCAGGUUAGACCUGUCAGGGACCCCGAGGACUCCCAAGAUGGGAUCAUUCCGUGUGAGUGAGAAGCUCAGUAGUCAGAUGGCGACACUCCUGGACAUGCCGGAUGUACAGAGUCCUGAAUGCAAGCUGUAUACUGAGAGGGCUGGUACUCCACAUAGUAUAUUGAAGACAAGACGUACAGAUGACAUGGACCGCGAGGCCCCGUCGCCGGUGGACUCCCGCUACUUGGGCGACAGUGACGACGAGCUAUUGGAGACUGCCAGCAACCACACACACUACAGUGAUUCCACUAACAAGCAUCUUCGCUUCACGAUUCCUACUGCAUCGGAGUCUGGAUCGACGCCGUCACCGCCAACGAACACACAACCUCAACAGCGAGAGAAAGAGAUGGAGAACUCCAGUUUAACAAGAGAGAAAGAGAUGGAGAACGCCACUUUAACGAGAGAGAAAGAGAUGGAGAACUCAACGUUAACGAGAGAGAAAGAGAUGGAUGUAUCUAUUGACAGCUUUGUUACCACUACGUCUCAUGCUAUGACUGAAACACACCCAAUGGAAUCGCCUCCUAAGAGGCUUGCCACAGAGGAGUCCGUGAAAGGAAGGAAAUCUUUCAAAGAUACAGUGCGCGCCAGACGCUCCCUCUCUCUAUCCGUGAACAGUAGUCUGUCAGACGAUCCUAACACAUCCAUCGAGAGCAUCGCAGACAUACCGGUCACUCUCAUCAACCCUAGAUAUUCAGGCGAAAAACGACACUACCACUCAUACAAUAAGGAACAAGAUUUUGAACACACCGUUAUCGAGACUGUGUCUGAAUCUCAAAUGACGGAACCUGCCGAAGUGUCCCGAGAAGUGCCGAAGACGCCGCGCGGGAGACGGGGUAUUAGAGCCAGUGGGGGGGAAAGUACGCCGCUCAGGACAAGUCGCAAUGUGACUCCGGAACGAGUAGAUUCUCCUGUCGCUACCUCAUUGCGCGGUUCCAGAAUAACCAGGAGUAGGUCUCGUACUCCAGAGUUGAGUCCCCGUACGUCCCCCCUGGCCCCAAUCCCCGAGCUGCCUCGCCAUGAAGCCCACAGUGAACCUCAUCCUGAGAAAACUACUCUCAGCAUCCCGAGACGGCUCAGGAGUAGAUCCCGAACACCAGAUCGUGUAGAUAAAGCAGUGUCGGAGUCUCCAAAACUAGAAGCCAUCACAGAGUCUCCGACCAAGUCUACUAACACUGAGUCGUCAUCAUCUUCCUCGCCCACACCACGUAGUCUAAGGAGCCGUUCACGAACUCCCGAAAUAGAAGUGGUGCAAGAAAUCGUAGCCAAGCCGUCACCACGCAGUCUGAGGAGUCGCUCCAAAACACCAGAAAGGCAAAUGUCACCCAAAAUAGAAUCGCCAGCACGAAGCAAGCAAGCAAAGCCGUCCCUAUCUCGCAAGGCUUUCGAAAACAUCUUAUCAGCUAAAGUGAAGCAAGCCGACAAAAUGGACACAGAGAGCCUUGAAGAUAAACCAGAAAUAUCUAUCGAGUGCACUCCAAUGAAGACAUUGAAACAAGUUCCGAACUUAAUGGACGUCACCCUCUCUCCCAUAGUCAACAAAUCAGUACUACAGAGUUCCACUGACUCCACAAUACUAGAAACUGUAGAAAAAGAAGUCAAGACUGACAAAAGUGUGUUGGAAACUGACCUUAAACCGUUCCCAGCAUUCACAACUCUCCACGAAACUUGCAUCGAGAAAUCAGUUCUACACAGCUACCAAAGCAGUGUAGCAGAAAUAACGGAUACUUCAAUUAAUAUUCGCGAAGAAAAAGUCGUUGUAGAAAAGAGCGAGAUGAGUGUCUUAAAACCUUUACCGGCGUUCACUUUGAACGAAACAGAGUUUGACAAAUCAGUACUAAAAAGCUAUCAAAGUAGUGUGGCCGACGAAUCGAGCGUUCAAGAAGAAAAGGAAACUGAAGUUGAUAACAACACGUCCAAACCGUUUGCUGCCUUCGUGCAAAUGAUACAAACUGAUUUUGAGAACUCAGUUCUACAUAGUGCUGAAAGCAGUGUCGCUGAAGCGUCCCAAUUAAAGGACGAUUCUAAAGUCCAAGAAGCGUCAAGUCUCAUGACAAAUGAUAGCGACGUCGACAUCGAAAUGGAGGAAAAUGUAGAUAAUAAGAAAUCGGCAGCAGAACAGAAAGAGAAAGAGAAGAUAGUGGAGAUUGAGAGGGAGAUAGAUGAGAUUCAAGAUAUGUCUGAUGAAGAUGAUCAGGAUGCUGGUGAGAGUUCUGGGGAUGAGGGAGAAGAUGAAGGAGAAUCAGGCAGUGAGGCAUCUGAUGAUGAGAUUGAGUCAAGUACAUCAAACGAAAGAAUAGAAGAAAACGACGAAGUUAUUUCCAUAGAAGAUUCGGACGAUUCUAGCGAUAAACUACAAAUUGAUGAGAAAUCUAAAGACAGUCGGAAAUCUGAAGAACGGAAUGUUAAUAUUGAAACACAAGAUAAAGGAACAGUACAAGAUGAAAUUAUUAGUGAAGAUGUUCUUCAAGUCGGAAGUACGGAUAAGUUCAAUCAAGCUAACUUCUCACUUAUGACUGAUGAUAAUUCUAUUGCGUCUGAUAAGUCCGAUUUGAACUUGAACUAUUCUGGUGAGAGUGGGAAGACCAAUGUUAGUGAUGUGAAGGUGGAGGCUGUCGAAAAAGAACCAAUCGUCGAAAUGGAAGUUAGAUCUUCAGAAAACAAAGAGAAAGAACCCACACCUGAACCAACUAAAGUAGACAGCACAACACAAGUUGAAACUCCAAACGAUGUUGACGUAGAAAUCAUAGAAAUCGAACAAGAACCAACAAGCGAUAAAGCAAAGGAAUCAGAAAAGGUUGAGAACAUUCCAGAAACUGAAGUAGUAGAAGAAGUUGUAGAAGUUCCUAUUGUCACUAAAGUACCAGAAACAACUGAACAAGAAACAAAAGACGUACAAAAAGAAACCGAAGAAGAGAAAACAGAAGAACAGGCAGUGGAAAAAGAAGUAGAACAACCAACGCGUUCUAGGAAACGUGGCAAGUCUACGUCAUCAAACAUAUCUGCUACAGAAGAGAUACCUUCAAUAGAUACUGAGGUUAAAACUCCAGCAACAAGAAAACGUACUCAAUCAACAGCCUCAAACAAAUCUAUGGACGCAGAGCAAAAAACUCCAGAAAGCGCCAAGUCUGAAGUAACAACGCCGUCAAGACGACGAGCGAAAACCCCAACCAGCGCCGAAGUUAGAAAAAUUAUCACUAGAAGGGUUUCAAGAGAGAUGUCGGAAAAACACGAUGACUCGAAAGCCUUAGACGAAUCUAUCUCCACCCCUAAAAGACGCUCCAAUCGGUCCCGAAGCAAAAACUUUGAUGACAAUGAAAGCGUUGCUUCAGAAAGUUCUAUAGCCUCAAUUAGAAGUAAGGCCAGUGAAGAUGCCGGUGAUAGGGCUGUUAGGAAAGGCCGUAAGUCCGUCCUCGCUAGUAAGCCUGAACUGUCUGUGAUACCUGAAGUGACUGUUGAGGAUAACUCCAAAAUGGAAGCUGAGAAUGUUAUCAGCGAAUAUUCUAGUGCUAGAAGACUGACUCGCCACCAAAAAGCGGUGCUAGAAUCGUGGCUAGAACCUCAGCCACACGCUUCGCCUCGUCGUCGUUUGAGCACAGCGUCGCGUACGUCACGUACGUCACAUACGUCACGCUCGGUCGCCUCGGAGGCGGACGAUGAUGACGCCUCGUCGACUCACUCGGCCGCCUUCGAUGUCCAGCCUAUUGAUCGAAUCAGUUUACUUAAUAAAACUGACUUUGAAGGCACGACGGAUCUCGACGAAAUGCAGACCAAUCUGUCGCCAGAGUCUCUCGCGUCAGACGCCAGCAAACAACGCAGAGCGCGUCUCGGCAGGGCUGCCUCAGAAACCAAAGUGACGCCUCGUGCAGCCAAAAUCAAUAGGAGGAUAUCUGUUGACGUUGCGGACGGUCCAGACAGUUCUCCAGUGCCGAUGGGGUCUGAGAGUCCAGCGCGCGGCCGCCGCAAGUCAUUUAACCGCGCGUGUGAAGCACUACACACGCCUAAAGGCAGGCGGACUUCUACUGACCUUAGGAAAGGAGACGCGGAGAGUCCGAUUGAGUCGCCGGUAGUGUCAGAGAGCGAGGCGGUGACCCCAGCGAGGCGGACGAGACGCGCCGCCUCCACCGUGUCUAAUACUAGCCAAGCUAACUCCGAGACGGGGAAAAGGUCAAAGAAAACUGUUCUAGAUGAAAGUAAGGACACAAAAAAGAAAUAA